AUGGCUUCUUCUAUCCUGAAUAAUCAUUCAGAAUCAAAGGUGUCGUCGCCCGGGGAUCUUCCAUUACUCCUGCAAAAGCCGCGCAAAUGGACAUACAAACACCUCGAAGUAGCACGGGUGAAAUUGAGUGAGAAUGUCACAACAGAAGAGCUUCUUGGACAGGAUUAUGUACCAGUCGAUGGAGAUCCAGAAUUCGAGACAUUUGCGAAGAUUUUCUGUGCCCCCACUCGAAAGCAACUCGAAAGUGGUGAUGUUAGGAGCUUCUACCACCUUCAUAAUGGCGGACUGAGCUCAACCUUCAAUCGACUAUGGAAUAUAUCCCUCUAUGACAUAGAAUCAGUGGUAAAUAGCGGGACUCUGCGGUCUGUGCUGGACGAUGUUAUAGGACAGAUCAUACUCAGAACAAAAGCUCGGAAGAGGCUACAUCUGCUGUGGGAAGGCACCAUCCCAUUCGAGAUUCCGCAAUUGAAAUUCAGGGGCCAGACAUACGCAGAUGGGACACUCAUGGGAUACAACAAGGAUGACGGGGGCUUUAACAUUCCGCUAGCAUUUCUAUCAAUCGUAAAGGAAUCCGGGGAUGAUGGAAUUGCCAAAUAUCAAGUUCCACAGACCCUAUUUCCAGCCAUUAUUUCCUAUUCCCGCAAUCCCAAGCUCAGUGAGUAUCAUGGUCAUGCGAUAUGCUAUGAUGGGGUAUACAUGUACGUCUGUAAAGCCAUAGUAUCUUCAGCAUAUAUGGAAGCUCUGUGUAAGCAUGGUUCUGUUACCGAGGACUUGCGGUUCUAUCGUUCUGAACCAUUUGAAGUCCUGGAACCUGCUGGUCGAAGGGGAUUCAUACGGCUUAUUGUGACUCUUUUUCGGUAUCUCAGUCAAGAUUAA
Molecule: messenger RNA, 876 nt
Organism: Aspergillus wentii DTO 134E9
Lineage: Eukaryota; Fungi; Ascomycota; Eurotiomycetes; Eurotiales; Aspergillaceae
Exons: 4
Coding region: 1-876 (291 amino acids)
Source: RefSeq, a predicted model, not a curated record